CAUGGCGGGAAGUGGAACGAUUGAGGUCUCGUUCGCGGACAAUUAUGCAAUACUUUCCAUGAAAAAUGGGGAAAACGGGCUUAAUGUAAAUUUUUUGAAAGAAUUCUAUGCUGCUCUGGAUGAAAUCGAAAGAAAUGAAAAGGUUAAAUUUCUGAUCACCACUGGGAAUGAAAAAUUUUAUUCAAAUGGGAUGGAUCAAGAAUUCCUUGCGACAUGUACUCCAGAAGAGUUCCUAGAAACCAUGACUUGGGUUUUCAAACUCCUGGCAAGAUUAUUAUCAUUUCCCAUGUUAACAGUGGCUGCAUUGAAUGGACAUACCUUUGCUGGUGGAGCAUUGUUAGCCCUUGCACAUGAUUAUAGAGUUAUGAGAACCAAGAAAGGUUGGUUCAGCUUUCCAGAGGUCAAGUAUGGUAUGCGUUUUGGUAUCGGAAAUAACCUAUUGAUGAGAGUGAAGAUAAAGGAUUCCAAAGUUAUUGCAGAUGCUGUGUUCAUGGGACGACAGUUUGUAGCAGAAGAGGCUUUAGCUGGUGGAAUUGUCCAUAAAAUCUGUGAUAUAGAAAAACUUCUAGAUACAGCUGUACAGAUGGGAAAGGCAGCUAUAGGAAAUAUUACCUUGAAUAGAGAUAGUGUCAAGCAUUUAAAAUCAGAUCUCUACAGUGAUAUCAUAAGUGCUUUUCAAAGUCACAUUUUAAACCAUAAAAGUCUCCUCAAGAGCUUUGCACAAUUUGGAAGGAAGUCAAAACUCUGAACGAUGUUUAGGCUAUUGUAAAAUUUUCAAAUCAAACAUUGUGAUGGGCUUAAUUAAGUCUUGUAUCAUUUUGAACUUUUUCUGAGAGACAUCCUUAGUGAGUAUGGGUGAAGUGGGGAGGUGUGGUGACUAGGAAAGAUAUUUCUUGUUAAUGCAAAACACUUCCAUAAGUAACAAAGUUUUUAAACUGGCUAUAUGGAGUUAUUCCAAGAAACCAAUGCUGGCCGUUUGGGAGAUAAGAUUGGAUACAAUGGUGGAUUGACACUAGUUAAGGUGUCAUAGGAAGAGACGAAAAAAAAAACCUUGUAUUCAAUCUUCUGUCCCCACAAACACAUAAAUAGCGACUAAGUAUGAAUCUGACUUUUUGCCAAGAACUGUAUGCAUAGUGAAGUAUGGUUCUACAGAAAUCUUGCCCUAUUUUGCUUGAGCAGGCAUGAUGGCAGUUCUAAUAAUGGUUUCAAAGAAUCUACCGUGUAGCAUCAAGCUCAUUGGUGUUCAGUUAUCAUUCUUUACUUCCUGGGCUAUUUAUAAAAACCUCAAUAACUAAAUUUACCUUGGUUGCAUAAUGGAACAUUGCCCAUAAGAAUUUUGACAAGCAAAUCUCAGACCACCUCUUUCCUUAUUGCAAAUACUUAUGAGGGAAUUUAAAUGAACAAUAAAUAGGCCAGACCACAACACCAGGAACUAUGUCCUAUGCUUUGCAAGAAGUGAGUGGGUUCUUUCAAGCUUUCCUCCAAGCAGUACAGAGAAGAUGCAGUAGACAGGGCUGGAGAAGGACAGAAUGUUUUACCAUUUCUAGAUGUCACAGCAAAGGCAGUACAUUCUCCUCAGUUUAUUUAAGACCUUGAGUUUCAGUCUGGUCUGAGGCUUGAACCUCAUUCUUCCGUACUGCAGUCUGAGACUUUAAAACAUGAGCUGACCAAGUGCUGCUCUCAUUGUAAAAAUUCUGAAUCAAAAUACUUCAGUCUUGAUAAAUUAAUUGUUCAUCUUCAGAUAUCAAUAAAAACUUUGCCCACUCUAA
Molecule: messenger RNA, 1769 nt
Organism: Stylophora pistillata
Lineage: Eukaryota; Metazoa; Cnidaria; Anthozoa; Scleractinia; Pocilloporidae
Biological process (GO): fatty acid beta-oxidation
Cellular component (GO): peroxisome
Molecular function (GO): delta(3)-delta(2)-enoyl-CoA isomerase activity
Source: RefSeq, a predicted model, not a curated record